GAAAGCAAGGAAUAUUCCAAAUUUUUGCAUGCAUUUUUGUUUUCAUUUUAAUAAUUGUUUAUCAAGUCUGAUACGAUAAAGACAUUGCUCACCAUGACAUUCAGCCUGUAUUUUUAGGUAUUCAACAUGUCUGACCUCCUUCACAUCAUCCCUUGCGGCUUUCACAAUCCCAUCUUUGGAAGUUACUUCACCAUUUAAGCUUUAAGCACUGGCCCUGUUCUUGUGAGACACUUGGCUUAUAUUCAAUUCCCAUGAUAUGUCCUAAUAUAAGCUUAGAAACAUACAAAGGGGGUAUUUGGAAAAGAUGUAUUAUCUCUUGUGUAUGUCUUGAUCGAUGCUGUUGGACAGGGUCCAUGCCAGACCAAAUGUUUAUCUAUUUAUCCACAUGUAUAACCAAAUGAUGUUUCCUUGUGGCUGGUGAGUUGCCCCAGCAGUAGUUCAAAUUUUAUUGAGCGGGUGGCAAUUCACUUCCAAACAAGAUUAAUCUCAUCCUAUUUUGUGUCUUAACCUAAGCUGUUACAAAGUAUCUCUUGAUUACAGUUCAAAAUAAGUUUAUUGCUUUGUGGUGCCAAGUGACACGGGAUGUAAUCCUAUCAGGGGUCAAAACACAGGUAUAAAAGGUAAAAUCAGAUGUGUAGCACCAGUUCACUGACAAGGUUGCAGCAGACAAGAACGAUUGACAGCUAAGAAUCUCCUUCCAAGAUCAAAUGGCAAAAAAUUGGGGAGAACCAGUGUUUGCUGCGAGGCGACAAUAUGACGAUACAACAACAGAGUCUAUGUUUACUUACACAAACAGCAAUAAUACCAGAGGUCCUUUUGAGGGUCCUAAUUACCACAUUGCUCCUCGAUGGGUUUACAACCUUGCAACCCUCUGGAUGUGUUUUGUGGUCAUUGCAUCGUCCUUCACCAACGGUCUCGUUUUGGCUGCCACAGCAAAAUUCAAGAAACUCCGCCACCCUCUGAAUUGGAUCUUGGUCAAUCUUGCACUUGCUGAUCUUAUAGAGACACUUUUUGCCAGCACCAUCAGCGUAUGCAACCAGUUUUUUGGUUACUUUAUUCUGGGACACCCCAUGUGCAUGUUUGAAGGUUUUAUUGUCUCAACUAGUGGUUGCAGUGCUCUCUGGUCUCUGGUUGUCAUCUCAUGGGAGAGGUGGGUUGUUGUGUGCAAACCAUUUGGAAACACAAAGUUUGAUGCUAAAUUGGCUAUAGCUGGGAUUGUCUUCUCUUGGGCCUGGUCAGCAGCGUGGUGUGCUUGUCCCCUCUUUGGCUGGAGCAGAUUCUGGCCUCAUGGACUGAAGACUUCCUGUGGGCCUGAUGUAUUCAGUGGAAAUUCAGAUCCUGGAUGCCGGUCCUACAUGGUCUGGCUUAUGAUUACAAACUGUAUUAUUCCCCUGGGAAUCAUCAUCGUGUGCUAUAUUGCCGUCUGGUGGGCUAUUCAUUCAGUUGCCAUGCAACAGAAGGAAUCAGAAUCAACCCAGAAAGCUGAGAGAGAAGUAUCCAGGAUGGUCCUUGUCAUGAUUUUUGCAUACUGUUUCUGCUGGGGACCUUACACCUUUUUUGUCUGCUGGGGUACGGCUUACCCUGGAUAUGCCUUCCAUCCUCUGAUGGCUGCCUUGCCUGCGUACUUUGCCAAGAGCGCCACCAUCUACAACCCAAUCAUCUAUGUAUUCAUGAACAGACAGUUUCGCUCAUGCAUCAUGCAGCUCUUCGGCAAACAAGUGGACGAUGGCUCUGAAGUAUCUACAUCAAAGACAGAGGUUUCCUCUGUGGCUCCUGCAUAAACCCUUGUGUUCUCUGUUUUGGCAACAAUCUACAGUAAGAACUACAAUGACUUGUACAGAAACUGUAUUUUUUUCGUUAUUUGAAUUUUUAGCAAAACUAUAGCAAUGCAAAUACAAAAGAAAUAAAAAACACAUAAGGCAAAUAAAAGCAAA
Molecule: messenger RNA, 1934 nt
Organism: Betta splendens (Siamese fighting fish)
Lineage: Eukaryota; Metazoa; Chordata; Actinopteri; Anabantiformes; Osphronemidae
Product: red-sensitive opsin-like
Exons: 6
Coding region: 708-1781 (357 amino acids)
Biological process (GO): visual perception; phototransduction; G protein-coupled receptor signaling pathway
Cellular component (GO): membrane; photoreceptor outer segment
Molecular function (GO): G protein-coupled receptor activity
Source: RefSeq, a predicted model, not a curated record